Camponotus floridanus (Florida carpenter ant) is the source of this 3552-nucleotide messenger RNA. RefSeq names its product thioredoxin domain-containing protein 11. The record is from RefSeq and is a predicted model, not a curated record. Lineage: Eukaryota; Metazoa; Arthropoda; Insecta; Hymenoptera; Formicidae. The transcript is spliced from 10 exons. The coding region runs from base 597 to 3431 and encodes 944 amino acids.
ACCCGUUGUGUAGGAACGUUCUGAAAAUUUAGACCUAGUGACAACUAUUAAAAGUGACUGCCCUGCACUCUAGUGGCAAAAUAAAAAAGCUAAAAAGCGUUCCAGCUACAAGUCGACACUGUGUAACACUGUGUCACACAGUGUAUCACUGUGUUACCAUAGCUGGAAAGCACCCUAGUUCUCUAGUGCGAUCUAAUGCAGCCGGUUCAGCUAUAAAGAACAGACCUAUUGUAACGGAGUGUACGUUAGUGUACAUUAUUUGAAAUUUCAUUUAGAAAAUUUAAAAGAAAAUCGUUUUUUAACAAAUCAUUAGAUAGAAUCAUUGAUUACUAUUUUAAUGCGAUUUUUGCAGUAUUUUGGUUAUAGAAAAAAUUAAAGUCCGUAAUUUUUACGACCGACAGAUAGAAACCUAAUAGUUUUUUCCCGUAAUGGUGUGAGUUCUCGGGUUUCUUUCUAUCGAAAUCAAUAAAAUAGAAAAUAAGAAGUGACACUGCGGUAAUUUGAAAAGAAUGGCAAUUUAAUAAAGAAGAGACUCGAAUAAUUUCUUGCGUGGAAACUAAGCGACGAAAGAGCUUAAACUCCAAUGGUAGAAAUGUAUGCGAAUGCUUCGUGAACGCCGUGGACAGGCGAUGGAUGAACGGACGUUCAGCGAAGAACGUGAGACAAUCCUGCCAAGAAAUGCCGAUAAUCCGUCACACCGGAUUUCGUCAACAUCCACGUCUCAGUCAACAAACAACGACGUGGCCAAAGAGAGACUGGCGAUAGAGGAACGACUGGCCGCUAAAAUGUUUUCCUACGAGAUCAUUUGCUUCUUCCUGGCGAUCACUUUUACCGCUAUGGCUGCUCUACACAGCUCAUCUCCCAAAGUUUCCAAACCUCCUACAGCAAGACCUUUUUUUGAUCAAAAUUCUGUAGUAUUGGAUUUCUAUAAGGGUCAUUUAGAUUCGAUGAUAGAAAGGAUAACGCAGGCAGAUUUUAGUUUUGUUAUGUAUUAUGCUCCUUGGGAUGCAGAAAGCCAGGCUCUACGUAAGGAGUUUGAAAUUGUUGCUCAGUUUUAUCAUCCACAGAUAUUCUUUGCAGCCAUUAAUUGUUGGCAUCCUGAUUCAGAAUGCAGAAUACAAUAUAAUAAAAUUCAUGGUUAUCCAGUGCUAAUGCUAUAUCCAUCCAGAGAAUCUGGUAUUAAUUAUAGAGGAAUUCGCACAGCACCAUACAUGAUUAAUUUCCUAGAUGCGCUUAUGAAUCCUAUCAUCAGAAUAACACAUAAAGAACAAUUAACUGAAUUGUUGAUUACUAAUGAUGCAGUAGUCAUAGGAUACUUUAAUUUUACAAGAUUGGAUAAAACUCCCGGUUAUCGGGAGUUUUAUAAGGCCGCAAUACGAUCACUGGAGAGAGAUCCUAAUAGAGAACUGGCAUUUGCUAUAGUAACUAGUGCAUCAUCUAGUAAAUUACAUUAUGGAGUUUACAAGUUUCCAUCAGCAAAUUUACUCAUGUGGAACGAAUCUUUAACUUAUCCAGAAAAGAAUGAAUGGACAUCUGACAAUAUCCUCAAUUGGAUUAGCAGUUCUAUUCACCAACCAUCCCUCUGGUUACAACCCCCUGGUGUCAAAGCGUUCACUCUUGCACCUUAUCUACAUGAGGGACCAGUCUUAUUUCUUUUCACACCACGGAAUCCACUUCAUACAGAAAAUUACAUUUAUAAUCUGAUAAGAGAACUCGGUUUACAGUAUUAUAACUGUGCAGACAAUAUGAUAGUAAAGGAUAUAAUCAAUCGUCUGGAAAAGAAACGAAGUACAGCGAUGAUCCGUCACUUCUCUAGAAGCCAAGAAUGCGCCCAUCUUCUGAACAAGACUGAAAUCUAUACUAAACAAAUAAACGAAUUAAUUACUACCAUAUCAAUUCAACAAUGGAUUAACAACAGUUGUUGUGCAAAUGUGGCAAUAAAUAAAUGUUCCUUAUGCAAAACACAGAUAACAAAUCCAUUAGAAAAAAAAAUCUAUAAAGUUAAAACAUUCGGUGAUGUUUGCAAAGAUACUGAUGUAUUUACAUCACCUAUGAUUAAGCAGUAUAAAGGGCAGAUGUAUAAUUAUAACAAAGAUUACAUGGUAAUGAAAUUACAGGAAGAAUUAAAUUUAAAAAGGCUACAUACAAAUAUGAAGUAUAAAACAUCAUUACUAAAAGAAGAAAACGAUUCACGAUCUGCUAAUACUAUAAGAAGAAAUUUUCUGAAGGAAAGUUGUAAAAGAUGGUUGGCUGGAAAUGAUUAUUAUCCAUCAUUAUUUCCGCAAGAUUCUCCAAGAAAAUUUAAUAUCAGCUUAAAAGAAUUGGUUUGCAAAACCAAUAAGACAUUAGCUUUAAUAGCUAUUGAUAGUCUGCAUUAUUCCCAUUUUGCAGAACAUCUUGGGAUUGAUAUCUCAAAGCGAAGAAAUAAAACUACUGUUGUAAUCUUGGAUGCUGCACUAGAAAGUCAAUAUGUUAUGCAUCAAUAUUUCAAUGAAUAUACUCUUGUCAACUUUAUAAACAAUUAUACGCAAGGUUUGUUAGAGCGAACAUUACGUUCUACAACGCAACAAAGUGCAAAAAUUCAACCAAUCCAUCAAAUCAAUCCACAACACAACAAAAUGCAAAAAUUGCAUAAUGAGAAAAAUCAUAAUAAUGCAGAUUUGAAUUCAAAAAUUCAUAUACCAGAAUUAACAACAAAAACAUUUUUGAAUACAAUUUUGGAUCCAUCUAAGGACGUUGUUGUAAUGUACUACUCUCCUUAUUGUGGAUUUUGUAGUGCUAUAUCAUAUGUAUACUUAACAGUGGCAUAUUACUUAUCCAAUAUGGAUCAUCUAAUCUUUGUAAAGAUUGAUGGAGAUAAUAACGAUUUACCAUGGGAAUACAGCAUGAAUCGCUUUCCAUCCAUUUUAUUUUUUCCUACAAAGAGGAAGGAAGACAGCACUGUAUUUCCAUUUUCUGUUCCUAUCACUGUUCCAAACUUAUUGAACUUUGUGCUAGCGAAUUUAGAUGGUGAUUCCCACAUCGAAGCUUUGAUCAACAUCUGUCAAGCGGGAACUGGGGAGGCGCCAGAUAAAUGUAUUACUAGAACACGAUGGCUGUGUCUAGAUAUUAUCGAGCAACUUCUGCAGGAUUACAGAAAGUUGAGACGACAUUUGAAUUUUUUAGAUAAAAAAGUUGCACUCAAUAAAUGUAAAAUAAUUCUUUUUAAAUUAGAACAUAUCAAGCAUAUUCAUUUAAUUUUGGGUUCUAUAGUUGAUCUUGAUCGAAAAGAGGAUCGAAAAAAGGCGCAAUUGAUUAAAAAAAAAUUUCAUAAAUAUUAUCAAGUUAUUAGAUUACUAGAAGCUAAUAACAAGAUGGAAAGUAGGCAUUUUAAAUCUACGAAUGUUGUACCAAUUGCUGAACGAGAGAAGCUGAUGAAAAGCGAAUUGUGAUAUAGAUUUCGCCUUACAAAAUAAGAUAACUAGGCGAUGAUAAAUAUAUGUUAAUUAAUAUAUCUAUGUGAUAACAAAUAUUAAUAUUUUGGAAUACUCUCGAUAUUUCGGUAAUUAAAUU